Messenger RNA from Melitaea cinxia (Glanville fritillary), 16851 nucleotides. RefSeq names its product transmembrane protein KIAA1109 homolog (gene tweek). The transcript has 69 exons. NCBI's taxonomy places the organism in Eukaryota, Metazoa, Arthropoda, Insecta, Lepidoptera, Nymphalidae. Gene Ontology annotation, biological process: synaptic vesicle endocytosis. The record is from RefSeq and is a predicted model, not a curated record.
AUGAAACGUAACGCAGUAGGCGAGAUCUAUACAUCUGUCAAAACGGAGAAUUACACCGGAUCACUCGAUCCGGUGGCGAAGGGAUGGAACUUCUCGUCGACGGACUUCGCCGAGAUCACCAUGGACCGGAACUUCGCCCUGCUGCUGGUGUCGCUGAUAUCCGCGAUACUGUGGAUAGUUUAUAUAACUUACUAUAACAGUCGCGUCCUCGGCUACAUACUAACAAGGUUGAUUAACAAAUUCUACUUCCAAGAUGAAAACUUUAAAAUUGGUUCAUUCACUCUUAAUGCUCUCUCAGGCAAAAUCAUGUUCAGAGAUAUUGUUUAUAUAAAUUAUGACUACACACUACGCAUUCAAGAUGGUUACUUGAUAUUUAGGUGGUGGCGUUCCUAUGUGCCCAAAGAUGUCGCUGAAGAUUUAUCCCAUUCGGAUACUCGCCUCUCUAUUAUGUUAAAUGGUUUCGAAUUACAUUUUUACAACCGAUGCGAUCUAUAUGCUGAACUCGAAAAAACGUUUGGCCUCGAUCCCUACAUAAAACAACAGCACGACGACGACGAUUCAGCCGAUCGCGACAAGGCUAUGAAUGAUGCGAAUGAAAAACGAAGAAGAGCUCAAGACACGGUGCGAUCUGAAGCAGCCAUGGCUCGAACCUGGCGUGAUCUCAUACCAGUUAUCAAAAUUGAUAUUUGCUCGGGACGAGUUGUUUUCGGAAAUCGAUUGGUCCCGACUACAUUAUCGAUCAGUGUCGAAGAGGCUCACUUGAUGUAUAGUACUAAGCCGCCUGCGUCCAGUUUAGAUCACCUAAUGCAUUUUGUAAAGGCCAAAGCUGAAAAUUGUAAAGUUAUGUUAGCUCCUAGUCCAAAUUACACUGCUAUGGUCGAUGAACCACCUCGGUAUAUGGGCGAAGGAUUUGUCAUAAUGAGUUCGAAUUACAUAGAAGUUUAUUUCUAUAUGGAUGAGCCAGGCUUAGUACCAGAACAACCAGUAUUGUUGCAGUUAGCUAAUGGCGAUGUAGUGGAGUCGGCACCACCAAUUUGGGGAGUUGAUAUAAAGUGCGGAAAAGGUACAGAUUUUAGUUAUGGGCCUUGGGCAGAUCGACAAAGGGAUCAUUUGUUUAAAUUCUUUUUUCCCCCAAAUUACAAGAACUUGGAAGUUACGCCGCAGCCAAAACCUGGUGAUAGGAGACAGAUGCAGUCUUUCGAUAUACGAUUAUCGACUUUGAAUGAAGCUACUAUAGACAUAUUAUUUACAAAAAAUAAAGAAACUAAUGCUGUUCACAUUAAUAUCGGAGCAGGGUCUUAUCUCGAAGUUACUUUACCAUGGAUUGUACUUCAAGACGGCUAUACAACAAAAAUUACGGGGCAAUUACUACAUUUAGAAGCAACUACUAGUCUGCAAUAUAGGAGCUUAGCUGAAAGUGAAACUUUGGAGUAUACAGUUAAAUGCCAUUACCCAUUAGUAUGGAAUCAUCACCAGUGCUGGCAACUUUCAUUAACUGGCUGUAAGGCUACUGCUCAUUUUGUUUACACACAUAUUGAUUUCUUUCAAGAUCUAACCAACGACUGGGCUAGCAAAGCGCGACCAGAUAUAUUGCAUUUUGUCCCUUACACUUGGAAAAUAUCUUUGCUUUUAAAGGAAUGUGAAGUGGUUACUUUGAGUAAUCAAUACAACUGGAUAGAUUGCAGUUCUACGAACCAAGAAAAUAAUCAUGUUGCUUUUUGUGGUGAUUUAUUGGAUGUGUCUUUUGACUUACCCUUUACCGAUUUCUUGCCAGAUGUCAUACCAUUGAAGAUAUGGGUACAAGGAGAAGCUGUAGAUAUGAGCCUUUAUUUACCAGAGGUUAAUACUUCAAGACUUCUGCUGCUAUCUAUUGAUAAAAACAUGAAACUCGUUCCAUGCAGAUUAAAAGCCUCAAAAUGGCGCAGAAAAUGUGUCAAAAGUCAAGGUUGGGUAGACUGUUGGUCCGUCCCAAUAGUUGCGCUAAGUGUUCGAUACAACUAUCAUCCUAUACCGCCCCUAGGACCAGAACCUCAAGCAGAUAUUACUACACCCGAAAAGGAGGAAAUUCUUUUAUCACCAAUGAGAAUACCAAGGAUGAGAAAGCAACCACAGAUUAAUUGGGCAUUAGAUGGGAAUAACUUUGAUCGAACCACUCUUGCUCCAGAUAAAGUUAGUAUUGAACUUGAAGUGGGACCAUCUAUCCUACUUGCCUAUGGUACUAUAAUAACAAGUUUUAUGAAUCUGUUAGAAAACUUUUUCGGAGAAGAUCAAACUUUUACUGAUAUGCAAAAGGCACCAAAUAUGGAAACUUAUUAUUGGUCUAGUGAAAAUUCUACCAAACUGAAUGAUAGAAGUAGCAUAAAUCAACAUACAGAGAUAUCAAUUGACGAUACAAGUGAUACAAGCAAAGUGGCCUUCGAUCCGCGCCAUUGUCGACCUUUAGAAGUUACUGUGUCGAUUAUAAUUCACGAUAUUCAGGCCCAUCUUGUAAAAAAUUGCAGUGAAAAUGAACCGCCGUGCCCUGUGAUAUUAAUUGAAAGAUUUGGUUUCGAAAUGGACAAGAGUUUUCGGGAGACUAAACUUCAGCUUUUGUUGAGUCCAUCAAUAUUAGUGUCGUCUAACAGCCCCUCACGUUCUAACACGAAUGGUAGUAAUAAUUCAAAUACUCUCCAACAAGGACAUUUGAUGCUUUCGUCGUUUCAACUUCGCGGAAAUGGCUUUUUUAGUGACACUAAUAGAAAUGUCGAAGAAGAAACAAUCGAGUAUGCUUGGAUGAUGGAAUUACAAUUAGGACAAUUAACUGGACGACUGACUUUACCACAGCUUUAUCAAAUUAUUUCGUCACUUGAAACAUUCUUACUUCUCAUAAGUGACAAUGAAAAUGAAUUGACGUCACCGAACACCGCUAAACAAUGUCACCAUGGACUUAAUAAUGUUUUGUGUCCGGAAACAGACCUCACUCUCAAAUAUCGCUGUCCCACACCGAAUGAAAUAAAGUAUCGCAUGAUUCGUGUUGCUAUUGAUCUGAUUGAUCUUUACGUUGCAGACACAAACACUACAGUACAGUCCUGGAUUUCUCCAAUAAGACUGUCCUUCUGUAAUUUGCAUGGGUCUGGAUUUGGAACUGGUAUCACUGGACUAUUACCGAACAUCAAACUUGCGAUUUAUACGCAAACAAAUAUGCAAGCCAACACACAUCACCACUCCAGUGGAAGUAAUGGUAGUCAAAACAAAGUACCCGAAAAUGAAAAUUGGGUUGGGGUUGGAUCAAUGUCUUUAGGCCCUGUACUUAUAGAAGCAGCUGCAUCAUUACCACAAAGUCCGAAGAAUUUACAUCUCGUACAGCAAAAGUUUUUAAAGUUACAUGAUGAAAAAACUAAAAGAUUGUGGUUUUUAUGGCCAAGUGAAGGCAGAGGUAGUCAAUGCGGAUGUACCGGAGGCUGUGCAUUUUUUGGCUCUAAUAGAAAUGGUCCAAAUUUUUUAAAGCCAAGUCCUUCCGACUUACAUGAAGGAGUUAACAUCGCAAUUUUCAACAUAAUAGAAACGUCCCCUGGUGAAUACGGCUAUGGACAAAGUCUAUUACAUUCUGGUCAGUUAGUGUUCCAUACGCCACCUUAUAAUAACUUAAAUGUUUGUUUACAACCGACAAAUGUAUCAACAUUAAUACCAUCACCUUUACCACAAAACCUAAGCAAAUCUCCACAAAGUGUGGAAAGAAAGAGCCUCACCCGUAGGUUUUCUUAUACCAGCAUGGGUAAAGGAAGCAACAACGUUUUAGUUUCGAGCACAAAAAGUGACGUCCCGUACGCUCGUCUAGUUGAUUCUUCUGUGCCUCUCGGUAGUUCAAAAAUUGACAGUGAUUCAAAACUUAAUAAAACAAUACUAAAUGUACCCCAGAUGGAGAGCAGUGUUUCCGAUUCUAAAUUAGCACUCAGUUGUGGGUUAAAAGACAGUUCAAAUGGUAAAAGGUCAGUUCCAUCUGAAAAUGAACCAUUUGUCGUGCCAAGAGUACCACCCAGAAGUGUAGCGGUAUCUGAUUCUCAUUAUUCUCUAAAUUCUCAUCCUCCUCAGGAGGAUGCCGUAGCACAGGAAGUCCAGCGAACAGUAUCUAUCACGAGUGAAAAUCAUUCGGAAGCAUUUUUCUCAGCAGAUGAGGACAUGUUCCCAAGUCGUUCGUCAAGCUUAAAACAUUCUUUUGGAAGUCGUCGUAGUAAUCCUAAAGAUCAUACGUCAUACGUCGAGCCUAACAAUGAGAAAUGGUUAAAUAUCACACAGAGAUCAGAAACGAUUGAUGGUCACGACACGAUAAGUAACUUAAGUGCAGGCGUUCAGCCAGAUUCCGAGAGUGGUUCGGUAUCAUCAACCUCAUUCAUUUCUGCUAUUUCUUCGCAAGAAGACAUGACUCUUGUAAAUCUUCACAUGCAGACUAAUAAGCCCAUUGUAGAUUCGCCGUUACUCAUGUCAAGUUAUAUAAACAACCUGCCGCAGUUCCGAUGUUGCAACUGGUCAACUUGUUCAUUGCCAACUGGUAGUGACGUAUUCACGUUGCCACUUUUCAAGAGAGCUGAAGAUGGCUCAUUAGUAUAUGUUGGACAAAAGUAUCUUCCAACUUUUGAACAGGUUGGAAAAGUUCAGUCGUUAAAAUUGAUAUCGAAAAAAGAUGGCCAUAACACAUCUCAUUUCAAUUCUCAAAUUAAGUCUCAUCCAUAUCCACAAGCGUGGUGGGAUUUGCAACAGAAUGUACAAGACAAUCAAGAGAAUACCACAGAUAAGAGUACAACAUCUACGAUUACGACAACGAGCGAUAGUAAAAAUGGUCUUUUCGUAAAAUUGCGUGGUGAAAUCGAUGUGAUGCUAACACCGUUAGUUUUAGAAAGCACGCAAAAGUUUGUCGAAUCCUUGACACCAGUAUUAGCGAAUAUUCACCCUAUAACAGUGAUCAAUCAUUUGCGUUUGCUUUGUAUUUCUACAGUAGAAUCAUCUAAUAUAUUGAAACAAAAGCAGUAUGUCUUGAACUGGCUACCGCAAAUGCAGGCUACUAAUGAGUCAAGUAUUAUUAUGGAAAAGGACGAUAAAUGUAAGCUUGCAACAAUAUCACAUUCUAACGUAUACGAAGAGACGGUUUGUGAUCAACUUCAAGCCACAGUGGCAGUGCCAAAAGUUAACAUUAUUUUUAUUCAGUCGUCUGUCGUUGAAGAUAUGAUAUCCUUCUCAGCACUUGAUAACAUUCAAGAUUUGACAUGCGUUUCCCUGUUUGGCGUAUCCGUUGAAAAUGUUGUAGCCAAAUAUAUUAGCUCCAAGAAAACUUUAGAAUCUGUACAACUGUACUAUAGACCGACUCUUCGAACAUUGGGCAGUAAAAAGUCGUUCGGUAUCAUGAAGGGUCCUCGAGCGUUGAUUUCAACGCACUCUUCAGGUCGUAAACGAGGUCCGGAAAAAGGAGAACCAGUUUAUAUAGAGACAUCCCAACAACAAUGUGAAGAUACAACAAUUACCUUGAAUAUUGGAAAAGUUCACGGACAGUUGCGUCGUAUUCGUAAUGAAUCAUCUCAAUUAAAAGAUGCCACCAUAACUGGCAUUCCAUGUCUGCACUCCAAAGUCUCAUUUAAAUUCAUCAGAGGUGACUCAUGUGGCAAGGGAUGUGACAGCGCUGGUUGUCAGAACGGGGCGACAGAAGGUCAGAAAGAAAAUUCUAUCGGCUAUAUCAUGUUCGAAUGUGGUGUCGAGGGUGUAUCUAUUAAGGUGUCGAAACAUUCGCAAUCUCAUAAACCAAACGAGGAGAAGAAACCGCAAAAAAAUGAUAACGAAAGCUGUCGUGAGUCAGUUAAAUCUGCUGAAGAAUUGAAGCCCGAUAAGGAAAAAUCGAAAGGCUUACGAAACUCGGGAAUCGAGGAGUUGUUCCGAAAGAGGGAUUCCAAUUCUAAGCCCAGUACACCCAAUCUGAGCAGCGCCCAGGUGCCACCGGUGCCCCCCGCCCCGCCGCCCGCUGGCCCCGCGGCCCCCCCGCCCCCAGAGCCCGGCACGCCCGGUCCCGACGAGCCCACCGACAGCAGCGCCACCGUAGUCCCCGCCAAGGACGGCGGGAACACUUCGUCGUGCUCCAUCGACUUGAAGGUCGUCUGGUUCAACUUCGCCGCUCCGCCCCGAACGCCCAUCACGAAGAAAAUCGACUAUACGAGGCUGGACUGGAACCUGCUGAGCACGGCGUCGCCCGCCAUCAACGCGUGGAUGAACCCGUGCAACCGGCUGGGCAUCCGCGUGGUGGCGCUGUACCGCGCGCGCGCGCGCCGCCUGGCCGCCACCGCCGCCAGCCUCAUGGCCUCCGCGCUCGACCGCGCGCCCACGCACACGCUGCCCAAGAGCCGCUACGGGCGGCACACGCCGAUGGCCAAGCAGCUGCGCGAGGAGCCGUCGCUGCAGCUGUGCGGCGUGCUGCUGCGGUACGCGCUGCAGGCGGACGCGGCCGCCGUGCAGGCCGACCUGGCCGAGCGCCACCUGCCCUCGCUGUCCACGCUGCGACAGGGAGUAAUAGUUCUCACACGACAGUGGAAGAAUAUCCUAUACACCCCUCUUCUCCUAGAGCACAACUACAAGAGCAAAGUCAUGAAGCCACUCAACGUUACUUUUGCUUUGCCAGAUUUACUUGAAGACUCGGUAGAAGGCUGGCAAGAGUAUCAGUUCGACAAUGAAGCGCUCGACGAGAACUGCCUUUUAUUAAACAUGGAUGUAGACAAACUUACAAAUCAUAUUCCGGCGCCCGCGGCCGCCCGCGCGCCGCGCCCGCACUCGUACCCAUCCACGCCGCCGUCCGACUAUGGAACGUUGAAAGAGGAUCUACCGACAGUGGGCUCAAACCCGUCGCUGUAUUCUCAAACCAGUCACGACAAUAUCCCCAACGAACGGGCUCGAGAGGACCUCUACCAGUGGAUGGCUAAACAAGAGCCCAUUAAAGUUGAACCAAAGAGCAAGAAGCAGAUGUUGCCAACGGCAAAAAUGAACCCUCGAGUGGUGGCAGCGUCUCUGCCGGCCUGCAGCCUGUACCCUUUGCAGGGCUCGCUAAUGCUACUGGACGCGCACCUGGUGUUCCAGCCCUUCCUGUCCGCGCUCGGGGUCUCGCCGCACCAGGUGGCACACGGCGUUGGAGGUGAAGCGGGUUCAGGAUUGGAUUCCCUUGGGUCCAAACUGUCCCUCUUAGCUUGGGUGGACACGUUUCGCAUCGAUAUCGUGGUGGGUGAACUAGCUCGUGAUCGGAGACAUCAGAGCAGCAAAGGAAAGGCUAACCUUCCUCAUGCGGACAUUCCGUCGGAGACUCCCGCGUUCCUCUGCGAAAAGAUCUCCAUCGACGUGGACCUGAAGAAGGUGGCAGAUAUGGCGGUGGAUGACCUCAUCCAGCGUCAAAACGUGCUCUACAUAUCGCGCGGGCAGCUCAAGAAGCACAUCAGCACCAUGCUUAACUUUAACAUCAGUAUACGCUUCAUAUCGCAGCAGGUGAACAUGCCGCUGCUGCGGCUGCUGCACCAGAUCAGCAACAUGUACCAGAACGUGAAGGACACGCAGAGCGAGCUGCGCACGCAGACCACCUCCUCGCGCAGGCACAACAAGCACCCCUCAGUGGUCGACUUUCCCGAAAAUGUUGCGAGUAUGUCGUCGCUAGAUAAGGAUAGUCAGUACGCGGCGAUGGAGACCAAGUGGGAGUUGCCUCCGCUAGCACCCGAACUGGCCUCACUUGGAGACAAAGAUGUCGAAAAGGACGUGGACAAGGACGUCACGCCGCCACGACCGAGACCACAAUCAUUCGCGCAGAAGCUGAGGUCUACUGGCAAGACUGUCAAAGGGAAGCUUGGUUACAGUUCGCUGAGCGAGGGCGCGCACACGCCGAUGUUCGCGGCGAGCGCGGCGCCGGCGCCCGAGCCGCCGCGCGGCCAGCUGGCGCCGCGCUGCUGGCGCACCGUGUACCUGCUGCUCGACCUGUACGCCAACAUGCCCGACGCCGACACCAUCACGCACAGGUUUUCUGUAUCGACGGAAUUACCGGAGGCGUAUCGCGGUCGAGCGCGACCGAGCUCCCGCGAGCAAAACGCCAGUAAUUCUUCGUCUAGCGCUACGGGCAUGGGAAUUGUCGUGGUUGGAGUGGCCAGAAUCCAUCGAACGCGCCUGCUGGCUUCAUUGUCGGGACUAAAACUAGAGGCGGAGAUAACGUCCCUUCAGGCGUCGCUAUCGGCGUCCCGCGCUCGUCAGUGGUCUCUAAGUGGCAAUUUGGGUCGCACAGCAAUUGUGCUGUUGGAGGGAGCCGCACCCAAUCACCAGACGGUGGUGCGCGUGAGCGUGGGCAAGUCUCAGGCGCUGUACGCGUGGGAGGGCGGGCGGCUGGGCGCCACGGCGCUAGCGGCGGUGGGCGGGGUGCGCGUCGACUUACCGCAGCACCCCGUGGCACUGCACGGGGUCAUGACGCGCUCCAGUCGCCAGCUGUCGUCCACGCUGCAGGAGCUGGGCGUGACGCGCACGGCGUCGCGGCUGUCGCGCGCGGCGCCGGAGGACGAGGCGGGCAGCCCGCCGCCCGCGCCGCGCCCGCCGCGCGCGCCGCGCCCCGCCGCGCCGCUGCCGCCGCCGCUGCAGCUGCAGUUCAGCCUCGUGCUGCAGAGCCUCAGCGUCACGGCCGCGCUGCUGCCGUCGCUGCAGGCGCAGUACAAGAUGGAGCGCGUGCACAGCGCCGGCGUCACGGCCGGCCGCGCCAACUUCACCGUCGACCUGCCGCACCACUCGCUCAGCUUCGUCACCAAGCUGCAGGUGACGGAGGCCAACAUCCCGGCGGCGGCGUCGGUGGCGCUGCCGGCCGUGUCGUGCCGCGCGCGCGUCUGCUUAAAUAAUUCGACUAACUCAUGUGCAGAGGCUCCGGAGGGCGUGGUGUUGCGCGCGGGGCGCUACCUGUCUGCGACUGCGGACAUUGGGCUGUUCGAGCACACGCUUUCCACUGACUUGCUGAACCAUCUUGUAUUUGUUCAGAAAGUUUUUAUGAAGGAAGUGAAUGAAGUAGUCCAAAAAGUGUACGGCGGUGAAAAACCUGUACCGCUAUGGAAUGAAGAAGAGGUGUCUGCGUCUGCCUUCAAUAGGAUACUGUUCUCGCUUCUGAUAAGAAUCAAGCGCAUCCAGCUGACGGCGACGACGCCCAGCAACUCCGCGGUGCGGCUGGAGACCGGCGCCGUGGAGCUGCAGCUGUCCAACCGCGUGCAGAACGUGCCGCAGCCGGCCGGCCCGCACGGCCUGCGACUGUUCGCGCGCGCGCAGGUCGAUGUGAACCUUAGUUUAGGACAACUGAUCAGGAACGCGAUGUUUGAAGAGGCUGAACCGGAAUUCCAACAAUACGCUUUCUUUAACACCAGGAUAGCAAUGCGUAACGCAUUCCAGGACGAAAUAGUCUGUGAAGAAGAUAAAGAAGUAGUCUUAAUAACUUUAAAACGACCGCUCAUCUACAUACAACCAGUAGCCGUGGACAAGGCGAUACUCGUCUGGCUUAAUUAUAAAAACGCUUAUGAAUACUGGAAUGAGAAGCGAAUGAGCCUCAACAAGGAAGUACUUACAGCUACGCAGCAAGUUUUUGAAAAGGUACAAUUGAGUUCAAAUAUUUCAACGCCACAUCUCAGCACGCUAUUCCUACAACUUAACGUGGACGACAUCGGAAUCUGUUUGCCACUUAAUCAACCGCCAUUGUCAUCGUGGUCUCGCGGCGCGCACGAGCUGGAGGGGCGCGGCGCGGUGGUGGUGACGCUGGAGAGCACCAGCAUCUCGGCCUGCAGCUCGGGCUCGCUGGUCAGCAAGGGCCGCUUCGUGGGGCUCUGUUUGCGGUUCGCGGACGACUUUGAGGCCUCGCUCGACGACUGGAAGCCGGACCCCGGCGAGGCCUGCAUCAACGUGUGCAGUGUCUCCGAAGGCACCUACGAGGUCUGCAGUCGCACUACGGCUGCCAAGCACAAUGAAAACGCAAAAUGGUUCUUAAACGUAUCAUGGCAAAUGGAAGGUGUAGAUAUACAUUUGGACGUUAACGUCGGCAAGCAGUUAUCUGCGCUCGGACACACGCUCACCAUGUUGACCGGUUUCGAAGAGGAAGAUACUUUAAAAAUGGACGAUGAAAGUGAUUUAGAUGAUGAAGCGGAUAACAGCAAGGACUCUCAGGAAAGCAUAGUCUUCCGUCGAAAGUACACCGACCACUUGCCGGCGUUCGUGUUCGACACGAGCAUCGACGCCAAGAAGCGGUCGAAGCUGAUCGAGAAGGAGAUGACGGAGCAGGCCAAGAUCAUCAACGACCUGCGCGCGCUGGGCGCCAGCCACAGCACCGUGGAGUACGAGCUGCGGCGCCUGCACGACCUGGAGGCGCUCGUCUUCAAGGACUUCCGCAGGGACAUGCUCCAGAAGCUGCGGCGCCAGAGCGUGCGCGCCAGCUCCAUCACGAAGGGCAAGCUGGGCCUGGGCUCUAAUCGCAGCCGCUCCUUCGUGGCCGCGGCGCCGCCCGGCCUCGCGCCCUUCGACCAAGUGUCGGAGCCGCUGGGCGCGCUGGGCAUGGCGGGCGAGGUGGGCGAGUCGGGCGAGACGCUGCUGCUGGCGGACGACGACUCGCGCCUCGCCGACAUCAUCGAGGGCGCCUCCUGGAGCUCCGCCGACAGCGAGCCGCUCGCCGGUGCGGGCCCCUCGCGGUCGUCGUCCCUGCGGGCGGCGCGCGGCGAGGCCCGUCCCGGCGCGCGCGUCACGUUCUCGGGCGGAGUGCAGCGGCAGAGCUCGCUGCCGGCGCCCUGGCCGCCGCACGAGCGCGAGCACGAGCACAGGCACAGCGGCAGAGCUCGCUGCCGGCGCCCUGGCCGCCGCACGAGCGCGAGCACGAGCACAGGCACAGGUGCGUGUGUAGUAGUGCGCGUCACGUUCUCGGGCGGAGUGCAGCGGCAGAGCUCGCUGCCGGCGCCCUGGCCGCCGCACGAGCGCGAGCACGAGCACAGGCACAGCGGCAGAGCUCGCUGCCGGCGCCCUGGCCGCCGCACGAGCGCGAGCACGAGCACAGGCACAGGUGCGUGUGUAGUAGUGCGCGUCACGUUCUCGGGCGGAGUGCAGCGGCAGAGCUCGCUGCCGGCGCCCUGGCCGCCGCACGAGCGCGAGCACGAGCACAGGCACAGCGGCAGAGCUCGCUGCCGGCGCCCUGGCCGCCGCACGAGCGCGAGCACGAGCACAGGCACAGGUGCGUGUGUAGUAGUGCGCGUCACGUUCUCGGGCGGAGUGCAGCGGCAGAGCUCGCUGCCGGCGCCCUGGCCGCCGCACGAGCGCGAGCACGAGCACAGGCACAGCGGCAGAGCUCGCUGCCGGCGCCCUGGCCGCCGCACGAGCGCGAGCACGAGCACAGGCACAGGUGCGUGUGUAGUAGUGCGCGUCACGUUCUCGGGCGGAGUGCAGCGGCAGAGCUCGCUGCCGGCGCCCUGGCCGCCGCACGAGCGCGAGCACGAGCACAGGCACAGCGGCAGAGCUCGCUGCCGGCGCCCUGGCCGCCGCACGAGCGCGAGCACGAGCACAGGCACAGGUGCGUGUGUAGUAGUGCGCGUCACGUUCUCGGGCGGAGUGCAGCGGCAGAGCUCGCUGCCGGCGCCCUGGCCGCCGCACGAGCGCGAGCACGAGCACAGGCACAGCGGCAGAGCUCGCUGCCGGCGCCCUGGCCGCCGCACGAGCGCGAGCACGAGCACAGGCACAGGUGCGUGUGUAGUAGUGCGCGUCACGUUCUCGGGCGGAGUGCAGCGGCAGAGCUCGCUGCCGGCGCCCUGGCCGCCGCACGAGCGCGAGCACGAGCACAGGCACAGCGGCAGAGCUCGCUGCCGGCGCCCUGGCCGCCGCACGAGCGCGAGCACGAGCACAGGCACAGGUGCGUGUGUAGUAGUGCGCGUCACGUUCUCGGGCGGAGUGCAGCGGCAGAGCUCGCUGCCGGCGCCCUGGCCGCCGCACGAGCGCGAGCACGAGCACAGGCACAGCGGCAGAGCUCGCUGCCGGCGCCCUGGCCGCCGCACGAGCGCGAGCACGAGCACAGGCACAGGUGCGUGUGUAGUAGUGCGCGUCACGUUCUCGGGCGGAGUGCAGCGGCAGAGCUCGCUGCCGGCGCCCUGGCCGCCGCACGAGCGCGAGCACGAGCACAGGCACAGCGGCAGAGCUCGCUGCCGGCGCCCUGGCCGCCGCACGAGCGCGAGCACGAGCACAGGCACAGGUGCGUGUGUAGUAGUGCGCGUCACGUUCUCGGGCGGAGUGCAGCGGCAGAGCUCGCUGCCGGCGCCCUGGCCGCCGCACGAGCGCGAGCACGAGCACAGGCACAGCGGCAGAGCUCGCUGCCGGCGCCCUGGCCGCCGCACGAGCGCGAGCACGAGCACAGGCACAGGUGCGUGUGUAGUAGUGCGCGUCACGUUCUCGGGCGGAGUGCAGCGGCAGAGCUCGCUGCCGGCGCCCUGGCCGCCGCACGAGCGCGAGCACGAGCACAGGCACAGCGGCAGAGCUCGCUGCCGGCGCCCUGGCCGCCGCACGAGCGCGAGCACGAGCACAGGCACAGGUGCGUGUGUAGUAGUGCGCGUCACGUUCUCGGGCGGAGUGCAGCGGCAGAGCUCGCUGCCGGCGCCCUGGCCGCCGCACGAGCGCGAGCACGAGCACAGGCACAGCGGCAGAGCUCGCUGCCGGCGCCCUGGCCGCCGCACGAGCGCGAGCACGAGCACAGGCACAGGUGCGUGUGUAGUAGUGCGCGUCACGUUCUCGGGCGGAGUGCAGCGGCAGAGCUCGCUGCCGGCGCCCUGGCCGCCGCACGAGCGCGAGCACGAGCACAGGCACAGCGGCAGAGCUCGCUGCCGGCGCCCUGGCCGCCGCACGAGCGCGAGCACGAGCACAGGCACAGGUGCGUGUGUAGUAGUGCGCGUCACGUUCUCGGGCGGAGUGCAGCGGCAGAGCUCGCUGCCGGCGCCCUGGCCGCCGCACGAGCGCGAGCACGAGCACAGGCACAGCGGCAGAGCUCGCUGCCGGCGCCCUGGCCGCCGCACGAGCGCGAGCACGAGCACAGGCACAGGUGCGUGUGUAGUAGUGCGCGUCACGUUCUCGGGCGGAGUGCAGCGGCAGAGCUCGCUGCCGGCGCCCUGGCCGCCGCACGAGCGCGAGCACGAGCACAGGCACAGCGGCAGAGCUCGCUGCCGGCGCCCUGGCCGCCGCACGAGCGCGAGCACGAGCACAGGCACAGGUGCGUGUGUAGUAGUGCGCGUCACGUUCUCGGGCGGAGUGCAGCGGCAGAGCUCGCUGCCGGCGCCCUGGCCGCCGCACGAGCGCGAGCACGAGCACAGGCACAGGUGCGUGUGUAGUAGUGCGCGUCACGUUCUCGGGCGGAGUGCAGCGGCAGAGCUCGCUGCCGGCGCCCUGGCCGCCGCACGAGCGCGAGCACGAGCACAGGCACAGUGCGCGUCACGUUCUCGGGCGGAGUGCAGCGGCAGAGCUCGCUGCCGGCGCCCUGGCCGCCGCACGAGCGCGAGCACGAGCACAGGCACAGGUGCGUGUGUAGUAGUGCGCGUCACGUUCUCGGGCGGAGUGCAGCGGCAGAGCUCGCUGCCGGCGCCCUGGCCGCCGCACGAGCGCGAGCACGAGCACAGGCACAGCACGCCACCGGACGGACCUGGACCGAAUCAACCGGAAAGCAAGCAGAGCAAAGCAAAGACUGCCGAGCCCAAUAUCGACUUCGAGCUGGACGUCAAGGUGCACAUCAACAGCGGAAAGUGCGUGCUACACACUAAGGAAUCCUCUCGAGAAGAAGAAAUGAAAAUCGGCAGCAGCGGCAGCAGCGCGCGCGCGCGCGUGGGCCGCUCGUCGUCGGGCGGGCUGGACGCGCGGCGCGCGCGCCUGCCGCCGCCGCCCGACCUCACCGUGUUCCAGGUGCCCGGCCUGCAGCUCAAGGUGCACUACGAAUCAAAGACUCUCCCCGAGGAAUCGGUGUCGCCGCAAACGAUACCAACAAUGCCCCUAAACCCCAACGUUCGGAAAGUCGGAAAUAAGAAAGCAGCACUAUUCGCGUGGAUUACACUGCAGAGCAUACCCGAAGAGACAAUCAUCAGCCCACAUAUCUUGGAAUUCCUGGAGCAAACGCUCGAACCGAUACCCACGAAGGCCUUUACCCCUCCAACGCCAGGUAGGUCAAAAAAUAUUUUAAUCGAAUCAAAAAAUACAAAUUUACUAACGUACGCGUCGUUCCCGGUGGACGUCAUCGUGCACUUCCACACGCGGCCGUCCGCCUUCCGCUUCAGCUGCCUGCCCGCCUCGCGCGUGGAGUGCCUGCUGCAGCUGCCCAGCCUGCAGAUCGUCUUCAGCUCCAAGCGCGCCGGCGACGAGUGAGUGCCUGCCCUCCGCACUGCGUCUCAUGGCACUGGAACUAUGGCAGAGCCAGCGAUCGCCAUGGGUGGUCUCAGCGUAACAGGAUGUCUAGCAGAUUUCUCCGUGUAUAUUUUCCAUCCGUAUGGUGGCAAAAAGUCCAGCCUGAAAGAAGCGCAGUGGUCACCGCUAGCUGACACGGAGCGCAAGGACUCGCUCUCCGUCAACGUGGAGUUCGUCAAGUUCCAUCUGUCCCGCUUCAGAAAGCUAGAUUUCCAGACAGACCAGGAUCAGUCCAAAGCUACAGUUAGGUUUUCAACGAUCGUGGACGUGGGUUCGGCGUGGUUCAAGUACGACAUGCGGCGACUGAGCGAGAUCCUGGCCUUCCCCAAGGCCUGGUACCGUCGCAGUAUUGUGCGCCGACUGUUCCUGGGGGAUGUCAGCGUGCCGCGUCCGAAUGAAGGAUCAUCAAGUAACAACGCUCCAGUGUCUCCGGUGUUACCAACUCGAGAAAAAACGAAAAUAAACGAAUCUCAGAAGCCUAAAGGUAAGUCUGCGACUCAUCGACUUUCCUCACAUGGCGUCUUUCACUCACAUUUGUACUCUACACAUUACAAGAACGAGUCGGAGGGUGCAGCGUGGGAGACGCUGGUGCUGUUCGCUGUCAAUUUCGAAAGACUCAACGUGCACAUGAACAUGGGCAACGUCAUGGGGAACGUCAGCUGGCAGUCCCGGUCGCUGGGCGCGCGCGGUCGGCUAAGCAUCGGCAGCGCGCGGCGGCGCUCGGUGGCGGGCCGCCUGGCGCUGGGCGGCGCGGCGCUGGAGGCGCGCGGCGGCAUCGUGGGCGGCUCCUUCGCGCUGGCCGGCGCGCGCCUGCACGCGCUGCUGCAGCAGGAGCCGCCCGCGCACUGCGCCGCGCUGCGCCUGGCCGCGCUGGAGCUGCGCCUGGACUACAUGGGCGCGCCCGCGCUGCUGGCGCGCCUGUCGCGGGCCCACGCGCGCCUGGCCGACCGCUGGCGCCGCGCCGCGCGCCCGCGCCCGCCCAGCGUGCUGGCGCACGGCUCGCUGGCGUGGCACCAGCUGCAGCUGCUGCUGAGCCGCAGCACCACGCCCGAGCUGCUCAAGAUGCAGCUCAAGCUGGAGGAGUUCUUCACGCAGCAGUUCAAGUCGGGCAAGCGCGUCUUCUCCUCGCUGCACUCCGCGCACGCGCCCGCGCCGCGCGCCCGCGACCGCCGCGACCGUGAGUAUCCACCGGCCGCCGUAUUGCUGCUGCCUGCAGGCGCGAGUGCAGGUGCGAGUGCAGGUGCAGGUGCAGGUGCAGGUGCAGGUGCAGGCGCGGGGGCGGGCGAGCUGCGGCACCACCGGCACUGGCAGCGCGUGCUGCGGCUGGUGUGCGGCGCGCCGCAGGCGGAAGGUACAGUGCUGGGCGGCACGCUGGAGCUGCAGGGCUCCAACAUCUCGCUGGCGUGCUUCCACGGAAACAGUCUGAAGGCCAAGUCGUGGGCGCUCUUCAGCCUCAAGGACCCCUGCAUCAGUUUCGCCACUGAAGCGCAGCAGAUCGAUAAAGACGAUGGCCCGAGCACGCUGUGCGUGCAGUCGCUGACGGCCAGCCUGGGCGCGGGCGGCGCGGCGGGCGGCGCGGGCCACCAGUCGCUGGCCACGGUGUGCCGCAUGUCGCGCACCGUGCUGUUCCCGCCGCAGUUCAAGACGCUGCACGAGUGGUUCCACUACGCCUUCGCCGACAGCGAGAUCGACGCCAUCGACCAGUUCCCGUCGCUGGAGCGCGAGAGCACGGGCACGACGGGCAGCACCGGCAGCGCGGGCGGCGGCGCCAAGGCGGCGGAGCGGCACGCGCGCGAGGUGAUCUUCGCGCUGCCCGCGCUGCAGCUGCACCUGCGCACCAGCCACCUGCAGGCCGCGCGCCCGCCCACCGAGCACGGUCGGUCCCGCGCACACCACACGACACCACAUGAAAAGCCAAUAGUAGAGUGCAGCUUCAUCACGGAGUUCGAGGACCACAUCUUCGUGUCGGUGGACGCGGAGGCCUUCCUGUUCCUGCACGAUCUCAUCUCCUCCUACAUCAAGGAGAAGGAACGAUUUUCGUAUAUUAAUAUUUAUCCCCAUUCGCCCCAGAUGCCGGGCCGCGCAAGCGGUGCGAGCAGCGCCGCCACGGUGGAGCUGGCGCCGCCGCAGGACUACCGUGACUACCGCUGCCUCACCUGGCACCUGGAGCCCACUGUGCGACUGCUGUCGUGGGCCGGCAAGUCCAUCGAGCCGUACGGCGUGGACUACAUCCUGCAGAAGCUGGGCUUCAGCCACGCGCGCACCACCAUCCCCAAGUGGCUGCAGCGCGGCGCGCUCGACCCCGCCGACCGCCUGCUGGCGCUGGUGCUGGCGCGCCUCGUGGCGCUCGUGCCGCCCGCCCACAGCGCCUCGCCCGCCCCCGCCGCGCCGCCCGCCCCCGCCGCCCCAGCCGCCUCCGAGCCGCACGCGCCCUAA